Messenger RNA from Ixodes scapularis (black-legged tick), 1126 nucleotides. RefSeq lists its product as uncharacterized. Gene Ontology annotation, molecular function: zinc ion binding; nucleic acid binding. Lineage: Eukaryota; Metazoa; Arthropoda; Arachnida; Ixodida; Ixodidae. The transcript has 2 exons. The record is from RefSeq and is a predicted model, not a curated record. The coding region runs from base 9 to 962 and encodes 317 amino acids.
CAGAACAAAUGGCAUUGUUCCUGGCGGAGAUGUCGCGGCUCCUGCAGGAACAACGCCGUCCGCUACCACCCUUAGUUCCAACACCUCGGACGGGGACAUUGCGUUUACAUGCCGAGAUUCCGAAAUAUUCAGGCUACGCAGAUAGAAAAUCGGUUGCUGAUUUUCUUGACGAAUUGCGUGAAUACCAGGCGGUGUCUGAAAUGUCUGAGGUUGAACUUCUAUCACGCGUACUGCCGAUCGCCCUCACGGGAAGCGCCGCGACAUGGCGUCGGAGACAAUCACCCUUCUCGACGCUACAAGACUUUUCGGAGCAGUUCAAAAAUGAAUUUCUGCCUCCCGAUUACGGCGCGCGAAUGCUCGAUGAGCUUAGGGCGCGCACUCAGCACCGCGACGAGUCCCUAGUCGAGUUUGUUCGGGCGCUCCAAACUCUCUAUGACAGGGCUGACCCUAGUGCGUCCGACUCAGACAAAGUGUCGCGGGCUAUCCGGCAAAGCCACCCGCAGUUUCAUCCCUACCUGCGUGGGCGGGUGUUCCGGAGUUUGGACGAGUUGGCCCAAGCAGCCCACCAGAUCCAGGCGGACAUCCUGGCCGAACUAAGAUAUCGGCCUCCUCCACCGCCGGAGGCUUGCCUGGAACCGUCCUGCGCUUGGACAGGCACGACCAGGCAAUCCAUGGACGAGCAUGGGUCACGGCCAGUUCUCCCCGGAAGGGUACCCCGAGCGCUGGACCCUUACACCCACGGACUGGGCGAUGGUGCUCAAGUCCGCGAGCAUGGCCGCCAAUACCAAGCCCCAUCCAGAGAGCGAUACCCAAGGGCCACCUCAGCUACUCUCCGCUGCUUCCGGUGCGGAAGUCUCGGCCACUUUCGCCGGGACUGCACCCGGCGGGUUUCAAACGACAAUUCGGGAAACGAGCAGUCUCGGCCCAGCCUCACGAGCAGCCCCGCCGGGGGCCUCCUGUGAUGAGCCCGAUGUUGCAGCACCUGGUGUGGCGCCCGCUCGAGCGCCCGAUGACGCUCCCGCUCCCGGAUUACGCGGCGACGCUCUCGCAGGCGCUCGCGGAGAUGCCCCAGGUCCCGGCGUGGCGCCCGCUCGAGCGCCCGAUGACGCUCCCGCUCACGGAUUAU